AUGACCACUUGGAAGCUGCUUCUGGUUUUGGGUUUAGCCGUUGGCGCAACACGAUGUUCGGACCUGGAGAUUCACGACGAGGAGCCUGACAUCGUGUGCAUGGUGAACAUCUAUCCGGAUAUCAGUGAUGCAAUUCUGAACAAGCUUGAAGUCUGUGAUUUUAUCAUCGUAAGCUACGACGGCUUGUGCGAUUUUGCGAGACAUCUGAAGAACUAUUCCGACGCCAAACGAGUCGCUUUGAUCCGUGGUAGAGCACCGCAUGCGAAAAUUCUGCGCAAGGUUGAGGUAAAGUUCGAUGAGACCUUUGACCCCAACCAUGCGGUUCAGAACGUUGAGGGUAGUUUGGCGGCGGGACUCUUCGAUGGAGUGGAGUUGGCUUUCGAUUCGGCACAUCUGGAUCAACAUGAACAGAUCAAAUAUGCUCAAUUUCUCAAGCUGCUGAAACGCCACCUCGACGAUCACGUGCUGAUCUCGAACUCUUUCGUUUGCCAACACCAUCUUCCGGCUUUUUUGCUCAACGCGAUGAGCGAAGUACUGGACUACGUCAUAUUGGUACCAUCAUCCCAGAAUGCUUCCGCCGAGGGAAAUGCUCUGGCACCUCGAGUGUACUCCGACUCGGUUUGCGAGCUACAGAACGAGCAGCAACGGCACUGUGAAGAGCAGCAAUACCAGAACUGUUCCUUGUUUGAAGACGGUGUUAAGCUUGUAUACGACGAUCCAAAUUCGGCUGGUGGACGUGCCUUACAGGUCGUUGGUUGCAAACUGAGAGGUAUAUCCAUUGCGCUGAGCUACGAUGAUCCAGCUGGAAUAUGCGUGGGAUCAAGCUUUCCACUGUUGGGCGCUGUUCAGAACGUGUUCGAGCAUCGUUCCGGUGUUUCAGGAUUCCGAGGAUGCCCCUGUGGAACGGAUGAAUCCGAAGAGGAAGAGCAUGAAACCGAUUCUCCAUGCCACUCAAGCGAGCACCACCAGUCGGAUAGUCAUGAAGCAGAUGAUUGCUGUUGCAACAGUGAAAAGCCUUGCGAUGGAUGUAAACUGCUGAAUCGUCUUCAAGGAGCAGUGAAAACUUCCGAACACGUCGCUGGUAUUUCGAAAAGUGUCGCAGACAAGGUCUUGGAAUCACUAGAUAGAGUUGUUGAGCUUGUAUCUUACACCAUGGGCCAACGUCCAGAGUUGCCUGAAUCUCCUCAGCCAGCUCCCUUCCACUUGCACCUAGCCCUCUGA
Messenger RNA from Culex pipiens pallens (northern house mosquito), 1221 nucleotides. RefSeq lists its product as uncharacterized. The record is from RefSeq and is a predicted model, not a curated record. The transcript has 6 exons. Bases 1 to 1221 code for a protein of 406 amino acids. NCBI's taxonomy places the organism in Eukaryota, Metazoa, Arthropoda, Insecta, Diptera, Culicidae.